GCGGCGGCGGCGGCGCGGGGGCCGGGGCGCGGGGCGCGCGGGUGGCGGGCGGGGGACAGGAUGCGGAUGCCGGGGGGACUUCCUGUGCCGGCCCCGCCGCCCCCGCCCCCGGCCCGGCCCGCUGCCCGCUGCCCGCCGCCCGCCGGACGCAAGCUCGGGCGGGCGGGCGAGCCAAGGGGACCCCGGCGCGGGCCGCCCCCCGCCCGCUGGCUCCGGGCACCUGUGGCCGCCGGCGGACCCCGGCCGGACCCGGGCUGACCCCCGGCUGGGCCGAGACCGGUGUCGCCCGGCACCCACGCAGCCCUCGCUCGGGACCCGCGCCCGGCCGGCCCCCGGCCCGCUCCCCGCCCCCUUCCCCCGCGGAGCCGACACCAACUUGAGGUCGCCAACUCCGCUCGGCCCCUUUUUGGGCCCAGGGCGACCUCCACCGCCCUGACCGCGACAGGCCCGCCGCAGUGCCCAGAAAGGCCCCCGGUGGCCCAGCGCCUCCCCGGCUGUUUCUGGAUGGAGGCGCCUCGGGAGGGAGCUGGCUGACGCUCCGGCCCGCGCUCUCCAGCCGCUGCUGACCACACCUCCCCUGGAGCGGAGGCCGCUGUGAGGAGCCGGAGAUGCUGCCCCAGCACAGCUGGCUCCCCGGGAUCUUGGUCUGAACGCUAGGAUGGAGCUGGGGGCAGCGACCGAGACCUUCGUGCUGGAGCUUCGGUGUCUUGAAGAUGGGGGCCCGGGGCCUGGCACCCUCUCAGGUGGCAGCGGUGGGGUUGAGAGUCAAGAGGAGGAAGAGGCUCGGGAGAAGAAAGGCAGCCCCCCACGGCCAACAGGCUCAGCCCCGAUGGAGGCCGGGGGACUCGCCGAGGAAGCACAGCCCGGACAGCAGGACCUGCAGCGACAACAGCCAGAGCAGCUGCAAGAGCAGCUACCGCAAAGCCCGCCGCCAGGACUGCAGCUGGAAUUGCAACAGCAGCAGCAGCAGCAGCAGCAGCAGCAAGCUGGGCAAGGCCGGCUGCCCCAACAAAACAAGGACCUGCCUGGAACACCCCAACCUGUGCCCCCUGGGCAGCUGAGACCACAGCUGGGGCUGAUGCAACAGCAGGAACGAGCACAGGAGCAGCAAGAGCAGGAGCAACAACAGAACCAGUUACAGCAGCAGGAACAGUUACAGCAGCAGCAGCAGCACCUGCAGCAGGAACAAUUACAGCAGCAGCAGCAGGAACAGUUACAGCAGCAGCAGCACCCACAGCAGGAACAAUUACAGCAGCAGCAGCACCUGCAGCAGGAACAGUUACAGCAGCAGCAGCAGCAGCAGCACCUGCAGCAGGAACAGUUACAGCAGCAGCAACCCCAGCACCUGCAGCAGGAACAAUUACAGCAGCAGCAGCACCUGCAGCAGGAACAAUUACAGCAGCAGCAGCAGCAGCAGCACCUGCAGCAGGAACAAUUACAGCAGCAGCAGCAGCAGCACCUGCAGCAGGAACAAUUACAGCAGCAGCAGCAGCAGCUGCUGCAGCAGGAACAAUUACAGCAGCAGCAGCAGCACCUGCAGCAGGAACAAUUACAGCAGCAGCAGCAGCAGCACCUGCAGCAGGAACAAUUACAGCAGCAGCAGCAGCAGCACCUGCAGCAGGAACAAUUACAGCAGCAGCAGCAGCACCUGCAGCAGGAACAAUUACAGCAGCAGCAGCAGCACCUGCAGCAGGAACAAUUACAGCAGCAGCAGCAGCAGCACCUGCAGCAGGAACAAUUACAGCAGCAGCCGCAAUACCAGUUGCAGCAGCUGCAGCAACAGCAGGAACAGCAGAAGCAGGAGGAACAGUUACAGCAGCAGCAGGAGCAGUUACAGAUGCAGCACCUGCAGCAGCAGCAGCAACAGUUUCAGCAGCAGCACUUCCAGCAGCAACAGUUACAGCACCUGCAGCAGCAGCAGCAGGAACUAUUACAGCGACAGCAGCAGGAGCAGUUACAGAUGCAGCAUCUGCAGCAGCAGCAACAGUUAGAGCAGCAGCAGCUGCUGCAACAGCAAGAGCAGUUGCAAGAGCAGCUGCCGCCCCGUCCCCUGGAGCCAGAGGAGGAGGAAGAGGUGGAGCUGGAGCUCAUGCCGGUGGACCUGGGGACAGAGCAGGAACUGGAGCGGCAGCGGCAGGAGCUAGAGCGGCAGCAGGAGCUGGAGAGACAACAGGAACAGCGGCAGCUGCAGCUCAAACUGCAGGAGCAGCUACAGCAGCUGGAGCAGCAGCUGGAGCAGCAGCAGCAGCAGCUGGAGCAGCAGCAGCUGGAGGGGCAGCAGGAGGUGCAGCUGGAGCUGACCCCGGUGGAGCUGGGAGCCCCGCCGCAGGAGGUGCAGCUGGAGCUGACCCCCGUGCAGCCGGAGCUGCAGCUGGAGCUGGUGCCCGCGGCAGGGGGAGGCGGGCCCGCCGCCCCGGGGGCUCCAGCCGCGGUGGUGGUGGCCCCACCGGGCUACGUGGUGCUGCAGGAGCUCAUGGUGCUGCCGGCCGUGGCGGCGCCCGCCGUGGUGGCCAUCCCAGGCCCCGCGGGCAGCGCGGCGCUGACUCCGGCCCGGCAGCGGCGGCGGCGGCGUGCGCGGGACCGGCCGACCAUCUGCGGGGAGUGCGGCAAGGGCUUCAGCCGCAGCACGGACCUGGUGCGCCACCAGGCCACGCACACGGGCGAGCGGCCGCACCGCUGCGGCGAGUGCGGCAAGGGCUUCUCGCAGCACUCCAACCUGGUGACGCACCAGCGCAUCCACACGGGCGAGAAGCCCUAUGCGUGCUCCUACUGUGCCAAGCGCUUCAGCGAGAGCUCGGCGCUCGUGCAGCACCAGCGCACGCACACGGGCGAGCGACCCUACGCCUGCGGUGACUGCGGCAAGCGCUUCAGCGUCUCGUCCAACCUCCUGCGCCACCGGCGCACACACUCGGGCGAGCGGCCCUACGUGUGCGAGGACUGCGGCGAGCGCUUCCGCCACAAGGUGCAGAUCCGGCGCCACGAGCGCCAGCUGCACGGCGCCGGCCGCUCGCGAGGCCUGGGCCUGCUCCGCAGCACGCGCGCCACCACGGGCGGGCCCCCGCGCUCCGAGCAGGCGGCGGGGGCCGCUGACAAGGCACCGUGACGGUGGCCGGUGGGGACGGGAGGCCGGGGGCGUGGGCUUGGGCCUGAAAGGUCGUGGCCUCCUCCCGCCUGCCCUGAUCGGUGGCCACGGCUGGGCUCCCGGCUGGGCUCCCGGCUGUCUUCCUGCUCAGCGGAGGGGAGGCCACGUGCACACACACGGCCCCUCGGAAACACUCCACGCGGGGGAGCGCUGCUGGGGCCGAGUGGCACGGAUGUUGCACAUUGGGAUGAACGGCAUGCUGCACAAAUUUGUGACUGGGUACUGAUCCUCAAUCCUCGAAGAGUCGGCCAGAGCCCUUCCCCCGGAAAACCGGACUUCGUGGAGGGGAGAGCCACGGGAGAAAACUGCCAGUGACACGUGUGACCGCUGGCGACCUUAGACAUGCCUCGGACACUAACCAGGGAAUGAAAUGUAUGUGGUAAAACGCACACGGAUAGGAUUUGAUCCUGGUGAAAAUUUCUUCAAGGAAAAAAAAAUGGGGAGAUAAGGAAAUUUAACUGCACUUUGUAGAAAACCGAUCAAGGCAUUAAAUUGUCCUCAAAGGCAUUUGCCUUGAAAGUACUUUCUAGAAUGAGAAUGCAUCAGGGUGGAUAUCAUCCUGAUUGAAAUGUUGGUGUUCAUAAGCACAGGGUCAGUGUCCACUGGGUCAAUGCACAAAUGCCAGGAAGCCCUUCCCCAGUGGAAGCUAACCCUUCCCUCCUGGGAAACCCAGGGUUUUAGCGAGUGUGGGAGGCAGGCUCUCACCCUCUUUGCUGCCAAGGUCCCACGCCCACGGUGGUGUGUCCAGUGUCUUCUUGAGCAGGAGCCUGCAGUUGAAACAGAGGGCAUUCCGAGAAUGCUCUCCAAGGUCCAGCUUGGGGAAGGAGCUCUAAGAUCCCUCCCCACCACCGCCACCUCCCUGCAACCCUCCAGCUCUCGGCUUCUCUGUUGCUUAUCUGGGGACUAAGCCUAUGGGGUUGGGGCCUUGAGACCCAGGAGCGAGGUUCUCCUGGGCCAGGCUAUGCAGGGCGCUGGCCUGAGCAGAUCCUGCCUGGUCAUUGGUGGGGUCAGAGGGGGAAAUUGGGGGGACAAAGGUUGGAGGCAACAGAAAUGCUCUUUACAAAGUUUACAAAAUUGUCCGGGGGUCUUAUGAGCAUCGGCAAGGUUAAUGCCUCUGGGAAGGCAGGACGGUGGAGGAGGCUGCCCGCCCCUUCUGCCCCCAAGUGCUUCCUGCUCUUGACUUCCCAUGUGUGGCUGCUUCCAUCCUGCCUCUCUCAUCGCUCCCUGCUUCUCCUUUACUAACACAGCCUGCUACAUUUUACAAAUGUGUUGGUUAAGUGAGAAACAAAAAUUGAAAAAUAAAUUUAAAUA
Messenger RNA from Mustela lutreola (European mink), 4453 nucleotides. RefSeq names its product zinc finger protein 853 (gene ZNF853). The transcript is spliced from 3 exons. NCBI's taxonomy places the organism in Eukaryota, Metazoa, Chordata, Mammalia, Carnivora, Mustelidae. Bases 659 to 3103 code for a protein of 814 amino acids. Gene Ontology annotation, biological process: regulation of transcription by RNA polymerase II. Gene Ontology annotation, molecular function: RNA polymerase II cis-regulatory region sequence-specific DNA binding; DNA-binding transcription factor activity, RNA polymerase II-specific. The record is from RefSeq and is a predicted model, not a curated record.